Molecule: messenger RNA, 2620 nt
Organism: Mus musculus (house mouse)
Lineage: Eukaryota; Metazoa; Chordata; Mammalia; Rodentia; Muridae
Gene: Pnma5
Product: paraneoplastic antigen family 5
Exons: 5
Coding region: 363-2219 (618 amino acids)
Cellular component (GO): nucleus
Source: RefSeq, a predicted model, not a curated record
CCUGAUCUUAGACUCAUUUCACAUUGAAGAGUCUGUGGUUGUCGCGUCUGUCUCCUGGAGUUCUGGCCUGGCGGCCUCUUCAGCAGAUCAGUGGGCAGGAACCAGCACUGCUUGUCUGGAUAGAGCCAGAAGACUGCCAGGAUCAAGCACCAGCACAGGAAAGUCACCAUAGCCACACUUCAGUGGGGCACUCUACAGAAGACAGCAGGGUACUUGCAGAAUGCACAGUAGUGUCCCUGGACUUGCAAGGAGGUUGCUGCAACCAAAGGUUGUGGAAACCAGGACAUCACUGCCUUUCUAUAUGGCAUUGGUUUAGAAUCUUUGAGUCCUAGUGUUAGGUCUGCUGAUAGAGGGAGGGAACAAUGGCCGUGGCUCUAUUAGAUGACUGGUGUAAGGGGAUGGAUCUGGAUCCCAAGAAGGCUGUGCUCAUUGUGGGCAUCCCCGUGCAGUACACUGAGGCUGCGAUAAAUGAUGCUCUGAAAGAAGGCUUACCUCCCUUGUGUGCAUACAAGGUGAUAGGCAGGAUGUUCAGGAGGGAAGAUGAAGCUAAGGCAGUCUUAAUUGAACUGCCUGAAGUUGUUGAUUAUACUAUGAUGCCUACUCAUAUACCAGCAGAGGGUGGGGCCUGGGAAGUGGUUGUCAAACCCCGUAGCCCAGAUGAUGAGUUUAUGAAUAAGUUGAUCUACUUUCUAAGAGAUGAAGGACGGAGAAUAGUAGAUGUGGCCAAAGCCCUGGGGUUUAGCACUGUUCCUACAGGGAAAAUAGAGUUAAAGAAUUUAGACCAAGACAAACCAAAAGGCUUGAAGUCUCUGUGUAAUAAUAGCACAUGUUACAAAAAACUGAAAGUAUUUUCUGGCAGUCCCUUUCCAGGCCCAGGAGAAGAAAGCUUUGAAACCUGGUUAGAGGAGGUCACUGAGCUGAUGCAGUUAUGGCAGGUGUCCGAGAGGGAAAAGAAGCAGUGCCUUCUAGAGAGCUUGCGUGGCUCUGCCCUGUCAAUCAUGCAGGCACUGUGGACUAGCAAUGACUCCCUAACCGUGGAGCAGUGCUUGAAAGCCCUAAAGCACAUCUUUGGAAAUAAAGAGGACUCUAAGGUCUUACAGUUCAGGUUCCUUCAGUCUUCUCAGAAACCUGCAGAGAAGGUAUCUGACUACUUGCUACGUUUAGAGCCCCUGCUGCAAAAAGCAGUGCAGCAGAGCCCACUGUCAGCACACAGUGCAGAUUCAAUUCGUCUCAAGCACGUCUUAUCUCAGGUCUCCAUGACCACUGGCCUUCGGGGAAAGCUCUCCCUCUUAGAUCAGCAAGGGUGCCCACCUACUUUUCUGGAAUUAAUGAAACUUACUCGAGACGAGGAAGAGUGGGAAAGCACUGUGGUAGUGGAGGAGCAGGAGCAGGUACGAAGGGACAGCAGCGCAUGUGAGGCGGCAAAUGAAGUUGUCACCCAGGCAGAGGAUUCUAGGGAGGUCAGCACCCAGACCACAGGAGAGGAGAUGACAUCAGUGAAACGGAGGCGACUGCUCUGGAGACACAGUGCUGGGGAAGAGGGACAGAGGAAGGAAUCAGGUUUCUGGGCUGAAAGUGAACCCGAUGAGCAGAAACCUUAUGUUAGAGCACAGGAGUCGGGGAACGAGAGAGGGGCUUGGGCAGUGAGCCACCCUAACCCCAAGGAAAUAGAGGCUCAGGACAGCCAGGAAUUCCUUCCUGUGGCAGGCAACAGAGAUACUUUGACAAAAUCAUGGGGCAGCCCAGACAAAGGAACAGGGGACAUGAGUGUUGCAGAAGGGCAACAGGGCCAGGGUAAGGCACCCAACUUCUUACUAGCUAGAAAUGAUCCCAACAAGCAAGAACAAAUUCCACACAGCUCAGUGACUACCAAAUGGCAGGACCGUGGGGAGUGUCAGAGACUGAAAUGGGGAGCUAGUAUGAUAACUAGACCACAGGGUAAUCCAGACCGCAGUUGGGAUACUAGUGGGUCACAAGAUGGUGAGGAUGGGUGUUCUGAGCUAAGAAUGCCCACUGGCACUGAAGCAGCACAGGGUGUGGAGGAGCCUGCCACAGGGUUGUCUUGGGCAGAGGACACCAGUGCCUGGGAACAAGCACGGCUAGGCAGGGAGACAGUACCCAGGAGAGGAGGCCGCAGGAUCCAGCCUGUCUUCAGGAUCAUCUACACAGCUCUAGGGGAGCCCCAUGAGGGCAGCACCCUUGAGUCCUUUCGUGAGUGAACUCCCCCCGCUCCUGUGAAACCUGCAAGCCUCAGGACCCAAAGGACCCGGGAGAUGUGUGUGCUAACCUGAGUUCCUGAGCCUGGUUCUGGAACCAUGGAUGUUGACAAGGCUGAUGACUUCAACUUGGGACUAUGUGUGAUAUUCCUCUCCUGUUAUUACUUAUAAUUUUACUUUCUAGGGUUGGUGGGGUGUUGCAUGCUAUGGUUCCACCAAUUCCCUGUGCCUGGACUGUGUAUGCUAUAAGGGAGAACUACACUGUAGUGAGUGAUCUCUUGAGAUAGCAGAAGGCCCUGUGUGAGCAGAGCCUAUGGCUUCUAGUGACCACUCAAAGUUUCUGUUAUGUUUUUAAUGGUUUUAAUACAAUUUUUGUUGAAUAAAUCUCAUGAAUGUUCUGGCUA